This is a messenger RNA of Papaver somniferum (opium poppy), 486 nucleotides long. Its product is annotated as nucleolin-like. The record is from RefSeq and is a predicted model, not a curated record. Lineage: Eukaryota; Viridiplantae; Streptophyta; Magnoliopsida; Ranunculales; Papaveraceae. The transcript is spliced from 3 exons. Bases 1 to 486 code for a protein of 161 amino acids.
AUGGCUCAAACCAAUGAGUACAAAGGAAAGUUUGGUAACCCUAAAUUGGUAGAGAAACCCAAAUUGAAGAUUAAUCUCAAAACCAAGGUUGCAGUAUCAAGCCGGGAAGAAUUAGAAGAAGAAAUGACGCUGAUUAGAAAUAAAAAGAAAGACAAGAAACACAUGCCCACUCCUCCUUCCAAACCUCCCCGACACACCAGAUACUUAAAUGCUGGUCCAUUCCGAGGAAAAAAGCCGGAUGAGGAGGAGGAGGAGGAGGAUGAAGGUAAUGAUGGUAAGGGUGUUGGUGGUAUUGAUGAAGAUGAGGAGGAGGAGAAAGAGGAUGAUGAAGGUAAUGAUGGUAAGAGUGUUUAUCAUGAUGAUGAGGAGAUAGUGGAAGAGCAGGCGAAACCGUCGAGACAGAAGGAUAGAAAGCCAGUUGCAGAGAGCGCGAGACACAUUCCCCCCCAACAUUUUCAGCUGGAAGAAAGCAAGAGGAGAACCUAA